This is a messenger RNA of Prunus avium (sweet cherry), 428 nucleotides long. RefSeq lists its product as uncharacterized. NCBI's taxonomy places the organism in Eukaryota, Viridiplantae, Streptophyta, Magnoliopsida, Rosales, Rosaceae. The record is from RefSeq and is a predicted model, not a curated record.
GACGGCAAAAAAAGAGAGCGAGCGUGAGAGAAACAGAGAGAGAGAGAGAGAGAUGGCGGGUGCGUUUUGGGGGACGCGAGUGCUGGAGAUAGUGAAGAAGCACGACUCUGGAGGUCUAUUGUGGAAGAGAAUAAAGCUGACCACCACCCGUAAAGCCAACGCGAAGAAGCGCCUCCUCCGUGUUUGGCAGAAUGAGGCUGUUCUGAGGGCAUGUGCAGAAACACCCACUUCACAAUCAUCAGGAGCUGCUGCCAGUGGAGUCUGUGAGAAAGAUAGCACAAGUAGCCAAUAAUGAGGUAGAAUGCUAGGCAAACUUGGAGGUGUUCGUUUGGUCAUUCUCGGGCCUCUAAAUAUCAACCAUUUGUUAUAACCUUCAAAUGAAUACUAUCCUGAACCUCCAUUUUGAUCUUUCUAUUUCUAGAGUUGAG